This is a messenger RNA of Talaromyces proteolyticus, 350 nucleotides long. RefSeq lists its product as uncharacterized. Gene Ontology annotation, biological process: mitochondrial respiratory chain complex I assembly. The coding region runs from base 132 to 311 and encodes 59 amino acids. The record is from RefSeq and is a predicted model, not a curated record. Gene Ontology annotation, cellular component: mitochondrion. NCBI's taxonomy places the organism in Eukaryota, Fungi, Ascomycota, Eurotiomycetes, Eurotiales, Trichocomaceae. The transcript has 3 exons.
UGAAAGUCACGUGGCGCGUCCUUUCUCGAGGCAAGAUUUGCUGACCCCGAUUGAAACCUGCCUGACAACCACACAACCAACAAUAAUAAUUAAUCAGGGGCUUUCGUCCAAGCAUUAGAGCUCCCCACAAGAUGUCCGGUAGAGUCCGGCCCAUCGAGAAGUUCGCCCAAGCUGCGGCUCAAUGUUCGACUGAAGCCACAGCAUAUGGCAAAUGCGUCGUUGCCGACUACAAUUCUGUUCAAAAGGACAUGUGUGCUACAGAAUUCAUAAGGUUGAAAGAUUGCUUUUUGGCGGCGUCGAAAAAGAAGUGAAAUCGGUAUAGAUAUAAAUAAAACGAAUUUUGAUCAUAG